CUCUUUGGCAGGCCCGUGUGCCUGGAGGUGGCAGACCCAGGCGGGACGUGCCCUGCGGCAGAGCCCUGAGAAGCGGGGAGAGAUCCCGCGGUUCAGACGCGCGGCUUCCCGGGACAGCUGCGAUGCACGGAGGGCUCGUGGUGCAAGCCGCCCUUGGGCAGCGGCCCGGUCUGGCUGAGCUCAGCGUUUGCAAACGAAGAGGUCAGCGGCGGUUCUAUUUCCAGGGGGUGCCGCGGAAGCAGUGCCCAAAGUUAACAGUGUUGGUCUCUGAAAUGCGCCGUGCGUUUCCACAUAGAUGCUGGGACGCAUUGGGAAGAAGAAGGACGCUCUGGCAGAUCAGAGCGGCCGAGAGAAUUCCGGUCUGUGUAUUUCCGUCGGUCCGCAGGUACGGCAGGCCCCGAACGGGGCAGCGCGCCCAGGCACGGCUCUGGAGCCACGUGUGCCGGCGGAUGCUCCUUCUGCUGAGGACAGGCAAUGGGUGGAACCGAGCGGUGGGUUGGGAGGGCUGAAAAGCGUCGGAACAAAGGAAGAGAGUGAAGAUGAAGAUGGAUGGAAAAGUGCAGUGUGAAGCAGAGGCUGUGCUUCCAAGUAGUGCUGUCGCAAAGCCCGGCAACGUCCGUAGACAAGUAUGUACAAAGACAUGCAGGAAGUAGAAAUGAAAGCGUACGUUUUGUGCGUGCUUCUUGUCGCCAAUACUCUGGCAGCAAUCACUCAAACCGUAACCUGCAACCAACGACAUUCCCUGACUGCCUUUGUGAAUAAAAUGAUAGGUGCCAUCAGAAGCGAGAAUACAGUUUAACCUGAGCUAAGUAGACACUGGGUCAUCGUGCCUAAAAACAAGCGUGUGAGCAUGAGUUUCAAUCCCUGCUGUUAAAGCGCAAGUGUCAUUACAUCGAUGAGUUGCGGUGUUUCCUAAGGCAUGGGAAAAUUAAAGGAGAAAGUCCCCUGAAUCUUCAUGGCAGGCUAGUGACAAAAGAUCGCUCCCAUCCCAAAAUUCUGCGCAAGCUUUUCACUUAAAUGAACUGUUCCAUCCUUCAGUAAAAUGAAAUCACUCAGAAAGCACAGGUAAACAAACGCUGCUGAAUGGAUUCUGUUUUGGAAGUCAUUAACUCUUCGCUGUUGCCCGACACUGGCAAAGUGCUCUGAGCACCUAGCAAAUCCCUGGCCCUCGGUGCAGACAGUAACUGGACAGCAGCUAAAACGGAACGGGACAAACAGUGAUGUUGGCUGCAGCAUUUUUGAUACUCGUCUGUGCACACCUGCACUUUUUCCUUCCUUCACGUGGCAUAACAGAAGCGACCACGUUGGGGCUCUGCUGCCCUACAUCAAGUGCAAGAGGGUGAAAGCGCGCCGGUGUGCUGUGGGGAGGAUUGCCAGACUGAGCCGGGUCCUGGUCACCCCUGCUCUGAUGGAGAGCUCGUCUGAACAGAGUAAAAACAGGGACGGCGUUUCCUGCUCAGAAGACAAGUGUGAGACGCUGCUGGGGCAGCUGUUGGGGCACCUGACCCUGUGCCGUGCCGAGGUGGACCAGGAGAUCCGCCAUGGGUCUGAGGAGGCUCUGCGUGCCAUCCACAGCGUCUUCGUAGCUCGAGAGAGUUACUCGGUGGCACGUGCCGGUCAAAGUCUGUAUGCGGAGGGGGAAUGGCGGCCCUGCUUCCGGCCCUACUAUCUUUUUGAGGAGAAAAUGGCACUGGGCAGGCUGCUCCUCCCCAUGGAGAGGGGGAACUUGGUCCUCACCGUCCUGGAGGGCAUGGUGCAGCCGAGGGUCUCCGACACUGGGGUGGUUGCCACCAUGUUGGAUGAGGUCCUGAGAGAUGGGGCCUCUAAGCUCUCGAAUGUGCCUGAGAUCCUGCGGAGCAUCUAUGAACACCUGAUGUUGCUCAGCAAGGAGUCGCUCCGGGACAUCGUGAUCCGGACCCUUUUCCAGAUCACACCCUUGGACCCCCAGUGUGUGGUCAGGGCCAUGCUGCGUGACAUCCCAUGGUGUGACAGGCUUUCCACAACCAUGUGGCAGACGAUGGUCUCCGAGCCCAGCCUUGCAAAGCAGGUGGUGUACAACCUGCUGAUGCAGCGGCCACAGACCAAGCACGAUGGCUUUGGCCCAGGCCGCAACUGCGUCCAUCACCUGCAUGUGGGUUUCUGGAUGACGCCUUGCUCACUCCCGGCGCGGCUGCGCUCCCCUCCCCUCCCGUCUGCAGCCCCUCGUCCUCUCUUCCCCUGCCCUCGAUCCCCAAGCUCCCAGCCUGCAGGCUCAGGCAGCAUUGCAGGGGCAGCUGUGCAGUGAGGGCCGUCCCUGGGUGUUUUCUGCAGAUAA
Numida meleagris (helmeted guineafowl) is the source of this 2314-nucleotide messenger RNA. RefSeq lists its product as uncharacterized. Lineage: Eukaryota; Metazoa; Chordata; Aves; Galliformes; Numididae. The record is from RefSeq and is a predicted model, not a curated record. Bases 1409 to 2284 code for a protein of 291 amino acids. The transcript is spliced from 7 exons.